ACCCCCCUCUAUCCCCGUUCCUCUCCCCAACUCCACCAACUCCCCCAAGGUAACAACCCUAAACCCCCUCUCCCUCAACCUCGGCAACAAAAUCCCCAACAUGUCGACCGUCCACCCCCUCCUAUCAUGCAACACAACGACACUCCCCCCCUCACCAAGCUGCCCACAUGCCACGUAUUCAACGCCGCCCAACCAAUCUGCGCAUCAUGCGGAUACACACUCCCCAGCACAAUGGUAUACCCGACCCUUUCACAAACCUCCCUCAUGGCGGCGGUAAAAAACCCCGAGCCAGGCCGGAACCACUUCCCGGUCCUGUUUACACCAGCCGCGUAAUAGGCGCGCUCGAUGACGCCAUCCACGAAGCCGAUCUGCGCUUCCAAGACCCCGGGGGAGAGAUCCUUGGAGGGCUCGUCGCGGAGGGCGUGGUUGGCGAGUUCCAUUCCGUUGGAGAGGAGGGAGGAGAGCAGCGGGGUGGUGGAGGGGGUUUGGGUUUGCGAGCCGAUGAGGAAGAAGGUGGCGCGGGCGUGGUGGGCGAGGAGCGUGGAGAGGAUGGCGGGCGUGUGUGGCGAGGGCGCGUCGUCGAGGGUCAACGCGAUGGUGUUUUGGAGCGACGGGGGGAGGGUCGUUGGGAGGGGCACGUGCCAGAUUGUGGUCGGGUUGAGGUGUUGCAGGUAGGUGAUUAGGAGGUGGGGGGGCGGUACAGGAGGUAGAGCGGCGUGAGGAGGAGGAGGAGGAGCAGGAGGGGGAGCAGCAUCGUGAGGGUUCGCGUGCGGUGGUGGUGGUGGUGGUGGUGGUGCCGGUUGCGGUGCGGGGGGCGUCGGAGGAGGGUUAGGCACGGGCGGAGUGGGAGGAGGAGGAGCGUUGUUAGGUGGAGGCGGGGCAUGCUGGGGGGGUGUUUUGGAGAUAGGGUGGUUGUGUGUGGUGUGGUUGAGGUGGUGGUGGUGGUGGUGGUGGUGGUGUAAGAUGCGGCGUUGAGAGGGAGGACUCGAUUAGAUUGGGUUGAUUUGAUUUGUGGAUGUGGAAUGAGCGGGACUGCGGAGAUACUCUCGCAGGUAACUGUUUGGAUUGUUCGGAGCUGACGAGCAGCUGGGAUGCUCAGUCCAUGGCGAGCUGGCAGGAGGAAAGGAA
Molecule: messenger RNA, 1128 nt
Organism: Aspergillus heteromorphus CBS 117.55
Lineage: Eukaryota; Fungi; Ascomycota; Eurotiomycetes; Eurotiales; Aspergillaceae
Exons: 1
Coding region: 168-683 (171 amino acids)
Source: RefSeq, a predicted model, not a curated record